AUGGAGUUCAAAGAGGCUGUGUGUGAAUAUUGCAUACAAGAGGGUAGAAGGAUUUGGUUUAAGAAGAACGAUAACGUGAGGAUGAGAGCUGUGUAUAAGGAUGAUAGCUGUGGCUGGCUUGUGUAUGCUUCUAAUAAUACUGAGAACAAUUGCUGGCAGAUCAAGAUGUUUAUGGAUGACCACACCUGUGCAAGAGAGACCAAAAACAGACUAGCUAAUAGGAAGUGGCUAGCCUGCAAAUUGGUGAAGAAGCUAAGAAAAUAUCCGAAUUUGAGACACUCCGAGGCUGCACAAUAUUUUAAGACUAAAUGUGAUUUAGAUAUAAACAAGUCUUCACUGACCAGGGCCUUAGGAGAUGCUAGAUCUGUUGUGUACGGUGAUGCAGCUGCCCAAUAUGGCAUGGUGAGGGAUUAUGGGCUGACACUGCUGAAGAGCAAUCCAAGCUCCACUGUCACAGUUGGUGUUAUACCUCAGCCCAACCUUUAUGAUGAUCCAAUAUUUGAGAAGAUACCCCUCAUAGGCUUGGAUGGAGCUUUUCUGAAGACCCGACAUGGUGGUCAGAUCCUGUCUGCUAUUGGCCAAGAUGCAAACAACCAUAUAUAUGUGAUUGCCUAUGCAAUUGUCCUUGUUGAGAACACUGAAAAUUGGAGAUGGUUCUUGAAAUUACUUCAUCAAGACUUAGGGGAUUAUAAGAAGAGCAAGCUGUGUUUUAUCUCAGAUAUGCAAAAGGGACUAGGCCUUAUAAAUGCAGAUAAGGAGGUUUUCCCAGAUGUCUAUCACAGAUUCUGUGUUUGGCAUCUGUGGAAGAACUUCAAUAAGCAAUGGAAGGAUCUCCAACUUAGAGGGCUACUAUGGGAUUGUGCAAAGUGUACUAGCCAAGAUGGCUUCCUUGAAAUCUUCAAAAAGAUUGAAAGGGUUAAUAAGAAAGCCUGGGAGUAUUUGAACAAGUGGCCUAGAGACUCUUGGAGCUGGGUAUUCUUCAGUAAUGCACCUAAGAUAGACAACAUUUGCAACAAUGCAUGUGAAGUCUUCAACUCUAGGAUCAAAGAUGCUAGAGCUAAGCCUAUUAUCACACUCUUGGAAGAAGUCAGAAUGUAUGCAAUGAGGUCGAUAGCUAGGAACAAGAUUAUGAGAAGUUCGAAGUUCAUGGCUGGCCGACCAACAUGGUUGUGGACUUGGGAAAGAGGCUCUGGUAGGGUGGCAAACGGGCCUAAAUCCGCCGGGUCAGCCUGCGUAACCCGCCAAAAAAGGCAGAUUUGCAGCUUCUUCGACCUCAAACCUCAAUCCUCACCGUCACUCUCAGUCUCUCACUCGGUCACUCCCUCGGUCGUCAACACAGAGGACAGAGCUUCAGCCUUCAACCUUCAGCUUCUCCAGUCUCCAGUCUCCACUCUCCUCCCAUAG
Molecule: messenger RNA, 1404 nt
Organism: Arachis duranensis
Lineage: Eukaryota; Viridiplantae; Streptophyta; Magnoliopsida; Fabales; Fabaceae
Exons: 6
Coding region: 1-1404 (467 amino acids)
Source: RefSeq, a predicted model, not a curated record